GAGCACAGAUAUUAAAGAAUUUUUUUUCCCGAAAUCAAAAAUUAAAUUCAUAAAUUUCAUGCAUACGUAUAUCAACAAGAUAACAUCUUUGGACCUGUAACUGUUUCAUUGCCCAUAGAUCUUCACCAGCAUAGGGCAGACAUGGAGGGCAACAUGGACGUACUACCCUUCAGCCUGUCAUGUGACCGCUGUGACUUCCGCACUAAGAGCAUGUCUGCCAUGAGAGACCAUGCUCAGACGCACUCGGCUGAACACCAAGACCAGCAUCCAAUAGAAGAGAUAGGUAUUAGCAACCAUGCUCCAAGUGAUGACCAUGCCCUUCAAGCACUAGUUGACUCCGCCCUAAACGAUGCCUCUCGACUCCUCCUCUCCUCACCCGACAACACCAACCACCACCAUCUUCAAGAUCCCGGCACCACUUCAAACCAGAGCCCUGUAGAAGAGGUCGGAAGGACAGAUGGUAAUGGUCAUCCCUCUGGAGUUGAACACCAGGACAGGAAAAAGGAGCGGAUGGUGACGCCAAGGGCUAGUGCUUUGGCUGCUGAGGACCUCCUCGGGAUAUACGCUGCUGGAAUUGACUUCAGCGUCGUCGGAGGAGGGGUCGUCCACGAUGGUCAGUUUCGAGCUGGAUGCGGUCAAGAAGUACAGACCAUGAUGUCCGCAGCGAUAGCAGAAAGCGCAGAUGGUGGUGUCAGGAGUGGGAUAGGCAUUCCCAGUCAUGAUGAAGCUACCUCUAGGUCUCAUCUGGGAGAUGAUGGCAGUGGAAGUAUGAAUAAUGGUGGAGAAACUGAACCUUAUUCUGUAGAUUCUUCUGGUAACUCCAGGGGAGUAGGUCAUGAUAGUAACACGAGAGUUGAUCCUAAUCAAAGGAAAGAAGACAGUGAGAUUAGUUGUGGCAUUCAUCCAAUCACAUCAGAACAAGCUAGGACAGAUUCACCUCAAUCUAGAAGUUCUGGAAGUGCAAGCUGUUCACAGAAUUUGGGACGGACACAAAUGUUGAGGGGUAAGAAAGCCACCAGACCAAGUUUUAAGUUUGUCAUCCAUCGUUCAGCGUUCAGUAAAACUCCCUCAGCAGAUGACGAGACACCAUCAUCUUCAUCAAAACAUAGACCCUCUCACAGUCACAGUAAGGUUGUUGCUAGACAAGCCAAAGAUCAUAACUCCUCAGCAUCUGACAAUGCCUCGGCAACUAUGGACAAGGGUAGCGGAGGAACAACAGCAUCAAGAACUCGUGGACAGAGAUCAAAGCCUGUGCUUGAGGAUGGAGGAACGGCUGCUCGGGAUGCAAGCUCCGGGAGGCGUAGAGGACGAAAGCUGGUCUGUCCGACUAAACUGAUCGUCGAACAGGGGAGGACGCUCCCACCCUCUAAACGUCAUGGACAAAAAGGUUUUAGACCUGGUGCGAGGCCUGGGAAGGGUGAUGGGAAGCAGAUGAGGUACAGAUGCCCAGAGUGUCGCUUCUCAUGUAUGCUCAAGAAAGACUUGACAGCUCACACCAAACUGGCCCACACCAAGAGCGGGAGGAAGGAUGCAAGGGUUGGGAAAGUGCACUUUGAAAUAAACAAAUCCAAAGCCUCCCAGAGUAAACAGGGCUCCAAAAGAACUUCAAGAGGAAAUGUUUUGGAUUCCUGUGAUCCAGAACAAGAGGAUAGCCCACCCAAACCAAGGAAACUCUUGAAAAAAGUAAAUGACAAUAGGAAAAGUACUUCUAGAUGUAAUAAAAGACCCACCAGGGAUAAAAAGCCUGCAGAGGAUGAAUCUGAAGAACUACAAGAAAAUGAUGAUGAAGAGAAUGUUGAUGAUGAUUGGGAACCUGAUGCAGGAGAUGUGAGCUCUAGUGAAGGGGAAGUGAUUGAUAGCGGAAGAGAGGAGGAUAGUGAUGAUGAUGAUGUGUGCAGUAUCUGUCACAAGUUUACUGCAGACUGUCCCGCAGACAUGGAGCGCCACCGAGCAGAGGAGCAUAGGGAUAGCUUGCAGAGCUCAAAGCAAUUCCAAUGUAACUAUUGCAGCUACUCUUGCCAGGGUCGGAAGACUCUUGCCGCCCACAUCCAUGGCUUGCAUGGUGACACGGUACAACUCCUCACACAGAAAGCCACAGAGCCCAAAGCCAAAUCAGUGAAGAAGGAAGUGGACACCAGCCGUGUCUAUCGCUGUAGCAUCUGUAACUUCAGCUGCCAUUCGAGCCAUCUCCUGAACAGCCACAUGAAGAGCACCCACCACUUUGAAAAGAUGUCUGGUGAGUUCACCUGUGGCGUGUGUGGGAAGGUCGUCGUUGGACGCUACUCUCACUUCCGCCGCCACCUCCGAUGCCAUUCGGAGGAGCGUCCCUAUAAGUGCGAUCAGUGUCCUCUGGCCUUCCGUGACGCAAACAGCCUGAACUGCCACUUGCCCAUCCACAAGGAAGACCGUGACUACCUCUGCGAAGACUGCGGUAUGGCCUUCAAGCGUCCGAUCAACUUGCGGAUGCACCGCAAGGUCCACAGCGACAAGAUGUUCCCCUGCGAUUCCUGCGACUACAAGUGCCGCCGUCGCAACACUCUCCUGAACCACAAGAAGCGGAAGCACCUGAAGCAGAAGACUGUCCUCUGUCAGCACUGCGGCCAUUGCUUCUUCUCCAAGACGGAGUGUAAGAACCAUGUGAUGAAGAAGCACACCCAGCGGCCGACUCCUUUCGCUUGUCCGAUCUGUCCUGCAGUGUUCAUGUUCCAGUACCGCUUCAAGGCACACUUGAAGACACACCCUGAGAUCAAACCUUACAGGUGUCACGUCUGUGGCUUUGAGACCAGACUAAACACCUACCUCAUGGAUCAUAUGAGACAACAUACAGGAGAAAAACCAAAGAAAUGCAAUCUGUGCGACUAUGAGACUUCCACCAACAGCAACCUCUACAAACAUAGAAAGCGCCACCAUGGUCCAGGGAUCCCACGGCUCAGCUCCAGGACCCGCAGGCCCCGCCCAAACAGGGCCCAGAACAAGGCGGAGGAGAACCCCAUGGGGAUGAGCGACGAGCAGAAGCAGCGAGCGGAGAAGAGCGUGGUGGAGGACAUCGUGAAUGCAGUGGAGUUUGGCCAGAUGGCAUCCCAGGUGAACCUUGCAGCAGGGGGCCAGGCGGCAGCGGCCAUGUUCAAUAUGGCAGCCAUGUGCAGUACUCAAGAAUUUAAGCAGGAGCAACUGAUGCAAGUUCCUCCUUCUGAUGUGCACCAAGGUCAUCCAAUCCUACCCGAGGAGGUCAACAUCAUCAGCUCCGUCUCGGACACUGGCCACGAUGCAGAACGCCUCUCCAUUUCCAUUCUCGAUAAGACAACAUCCUCCGUGGCAGCCAUGAUGGAAGCCCUGGCCGACGCCCGUAACAUGCGCCCCCCUCAGGCCCACCAGCCCAACCACCAAGCCCUCAUCUCGCACCCCAGCCCGUACUCCAUCCACCUGGCCACGGCGCCCACGCCCCAACCAAGCACCCCUCCCACCACCAGCUCCGCCCCACUCUUCCAGCGAUCCGUCGCAGCAAUGGCAGCCAACAUGACCAUGCAUUAUGUGCAUCCGAACAUCGGUGCAAUCGGGGGAGGGGGGAGUUACCACCACCUGUCCGCCUUGGCAGGGGAGGCGGCCAGUCGAUCGCCCAUUACGUCUCACGGUCAGCCGACGCCCCAUAAUGUCACCAUCCCACCUCCUCUGAUCGGUGUCGGGCAGGGUCAAGCCACGCCUCAACCCCUCACCCACUUCCCAAACAUGAUGCACUAUUAACCUAUUCCCUGCAGGAACCAUGUGGCUCCCGUACUAAAGCAUAUGACUAUGAGACAAUGCGGUGUUCCACGAGUUAAAGAACCUGAUAAUAACAAAUCGGUUGCAUAAUUUACCCAGAGUAGCUUCAUCAGUAUUAACACAGCAUUGCUCUAUCUGAGGGUCUUGUAAUUAUUAUUAAACCAACAAUUGCUUGGUACCCAUUCAAUACACCAGGGCCCCAUUUCACAAAACUUGUCAUCAGUUACAAAUGACAGUUUCUGUUAUAAGCUACUGAAAUCCUUGCCUCUGAUUGGUUAUCAGCAGAUUUGUCACUGAUUUUUGGCAUUUGUCAUUGAAAAAGGGGUUUGUGAAACAGGUACCAGGGGCUCACAACACAAAUAUUAGCAAUUGAUCAUACAACUAAUAGAUUGAUCAUUUAUUGUACGUUGUUAAUUGCAAAAUAGCAAACUUUUUUUUCUUUUUCUUUCGAUGGAAGAAUUAAUUUGAUCAACAAAAAAAACUUGAUUACUGGUAUAUCAAACAAAUAUGACAUAGUGGUAAAAGCUAACAUAGUUACACCUUGCAAUAAUUGUACAUGCAUCAAUAACCAAGCAAAAAGGAUUUUUAUUUCAAAUGCACCUCAUUGUUCGGAGGAGAGCUUUGGAAGUCUUGAAUAAUGUUGCGUAAAAAAGGCAGUCCCAAAACAAGUGUGAAAUACUUCCAAUAGAGGAUUAGAAAAAUGUAAAUGAAUUAGAAUCAGCCAAGCCCAUACUAUUAGGAGAUUUGUUGACCCCAAGUAUUCAGUGACAAAUUCUGAAUUAAGAAAAUAACAAUAUUUUCAAUUGCUAACGUAUGUUUGUGUUAUGUGGCCCUGGAUCGAGAAGGAGAAAUGUUGGUAAAUACCUUGCCUGAGGACCUAAGCACCAAGCAGCGAUCGAACCCAGGACCUGCCACAUGAGAAUAAAGACGCGAUGGCUCAGUGGUAGAGCAGUGGUCUCCUAACAGAGAGGUCCAUGGUUUGAAACCAAGUUGAUGCACUAGUGCCCUUUGGUAAGGCAUUAAUCCUCAUUACAAAGUCCCUUAGAUGGGACUAAAAGCUGUUGGUCCCCUGGGUGCCCACCGUACAUAAAAGCAUACACAUGCUUUCUUAGCAGCCAGCUAAAACAAACAAGACCCUCUAGGGCCUCCACCGAUAUCCCCCCCCAUAAGUAAUGCAUUACUUUCUUGCCACAGUGAUACCAAAGUAUUCAAUAAUUUCAGAAAAGUAUUCUAUGUAUUAAGGUGCUACUUUGAUUAAUGUUUAGGAGAGAAAGCAAACAGAUUAAGUGGAGUCUUCAUUCUCUGAUUCUAUUCUUUUGUUUUUGAAUUGAAUAUAUACAACACAAAGAAAUAUCUGCUAGCUAGAGAAAAAAAGAGAAGAAAUCAUGUGGUAUGAUUAUCAUUUUACUGCAAGGCAUUCUCCUCUAAAGAACAAGUUUGUUCUCUUUAUAGAUGUUAUAUUUAAAUAGAUUUAGAAAAAUAACCAAAGUUACAAAUGUAUACAAAAUAAGAAAUGCUUAUGAAUUCUUGCCAACUAUAUAAUUUGUUUGGAGUUGUAUGUAUGUGAAGAAAGAAAAAAAAAGUUAAACUUGCUAUAAAAAAGCCUAUCAUUGUGUUACUACAGACCUAAAAAGGUGUAAUGCCUAAAAGCUCUGUACGUAUAUGGUGCCUUUUUGCCUCAACGAGAACUGUUGAAUUUGUAAUCGACGUGCCAGAAAUUUUCUAUCUGACAUCUUAGAAAUAUUGUUAGUUUUAUUA
This is a messenger RNA of Strongylocentrotus purpuratus (purple sea urchin), 5517 nucleotides long. RefSeq lists its product as uncharacterized. Gene Ontology annotation, cellular component: nucleus. Gene Ontology annotation, biological process: regulation of gene expression. Lineage: Eukaryota; Metazoa; Echinodermata; Echinoidea; Camarodonta; Strongylocentrotidae. The transcript is spliced from 4 exons. The record is from RefSeq and is a predicted model, not a curated record. Bases 142 to 3741 code for a protein of 1199 amino acids.